AUGGCAGUGUAUUACUUAGACAAAGACGCGGCAGAAUGGUGGGAGAGUAGGGAUCACCAAGUAGGACAUAUGGUCACCACUUGGGCGGCAUUCAAACAAGAAUUUGAACGCAAGUACUUCACUCCUGAAUCUAAGCGAAGGCUUCAACAGUUAGAGAAUAGACUAGCAGUCGGUAACUACGAGAGUCUCACCGAGCUAGUGGAAAAGGCUGUGAAUGUGGAGAUUGGAUUGGAAGCUGAAAAGGCUGCAACUAAGAAAUCCAAGCAGCAUCAAGAAGGAAAGUAUGGUGGAAACCAAAGAUCUUUUAAGGGUAAAGAUAAGGAAAAGGAAUCGGGAGGGCCAAGUCGACGAUCUCUGUUCACAGGGAAAUGCUUUAAUUGUGGCAAGAUAGGCCAUAAGUCAAGUGAAUGCUACGGGAAGAAACCUGGAUCCUUUCAGUCUAACUCCUACAAUCCUACAUGUUUCACGUGUGGAAAGAAAAGGCACAUCUCUACGCAGUGCAGCGUCAACCGUCCUAUCCCAGCUACGCUAAUCACUGUCCAUCCUCCUCCAGCUCCACCUGCAAUCGCACCAGCGCCAAAAAGGAAAGCUAUAGGAGGUAGAGUUUACGCUUUAGAACUAGAGGAUACUAAACUUCCAGGUCCAUCUAAGGGUCCCAUCACAGGAAGUUUACAUGUUGCGGGACAUCCCACACAUGUAUUGUUCGACUCGGGGGCAACACAUAGCUUUGUGGCCCCUGAGGUAGCUGCCGAAUUUGUGGGUUCAUUUGUGAUUGACAGGAUGGAUGUGGCUGUGAUGACUCUCGGAAACCAAACCCUCCAAGCAAAAGAAUGCCUCAGAAGAGUUCUGUUAGUCAUUAGCGAGAAGAUGUUCUUGGCAGAUUUGUUGGUGGUGCCCUUAAAAGGAUAUGAAGUUAUCUUGGGCAUGGAUUGGUUAUCAGGCUAUCGGGCACAAUUAGAUUGUGGAAAAGGUCGUAUUUCGUUCAAAGAGAACGGGCAACGGCAAAUAGUGUUCUACGGGAUCAGUCCAAGCGAGUCUGUGUCUUUAGUAGCUGCCUUGAGAGUGGAAGAUUUGCUUAAGGAUGGAGAAGCGUAUCUGGUAACAGUAACUGCUAGUAAAGGACCCGCUAGAAUUGGAGUUAAAAUUACGGAUAUUACGGUAGUACAAUAG
Brassica napus (rape) is the source of this 1170-nucleotide messenger RNA. RefSeq lists its product as uncharacterized. Lineage: Eukaryota; Viridiplantae; Streptophyta; Magnoliopsida; Brassicales; Brassicaceae. Gene Ontology annotation, biological process: proteolysis. The record is from RefSeq and is a predicted model, not a curated record. Bases 1 to 1170 code for a protein of 389 amino acids. The transcript has 3 exons. Gene Ontology annotation, molecular function: zinc ion binding; aspartic-type endopeptidase activity; nucleic acid binding.